Messenger RNA from Ceratotherium simum simum (southern white rhinoceros), 2071 nucleotides. The record is from RefSeq and is a predicted model, not a curated record. Lineage: Eukaryota; Metazoa; Chordata; Mammalia; Perissodactyla; Rhinocerotidae.
UUUCAUUUUAUAGGGCGCCAAUGCCUCGGCAUUAGAGAAAGAGAUUGGUCCAGAACAGUUUCCAGUCAAUGAGCACUAUUUUGGAUUAGUCAAUUUUGGGAAUACCUGCUACUGUAAUUCAGUUCUUCAAGCACUUUAUUUUUGUCGUCCAUUUCGGGAAAAAGUUCUAGCAUACAAGAGUCAACCUAGGAAGAAGGAGAACCUUCUUACAUGCUUAGCAGAUCUCUUCCAUAGCAUAGCCACUCAGAAGAAAAAGGUUGGAGUAAUUCCUCCUAAGAAGUUCAUAACAAGAUUACGGAAAGAAAAUGAGCUUUUUGACAACUACAUGCAGCAAGAUGCCCAUGAAUUCUUAAAUUACCUGCUAAAUACAAUUGCUGAUAUUUUACAAGAAGAGCGAAAGCAGGAAAAACAAAAUGGCCGUUUACCUAAUGGUAAUAUUGACAGUGAAAAUAACAACAGCACACCAGACCCAACUUGGGUUCAUGAGAUCUUUCAGGGAACAUUAACUAAUGAAACCAGAUGUCUUACUUGUGAAACUAUAAGCAGCAAAGAUGAAGAUUUUUUAGACCUUUCUGUUGACGUGGAACAAAACACAUCAAUUACUCACUGCUUAAGGGGUUUUAGCAACACAGAAACUCUAUGCAGUGAAUACAAAUAUUACUGUGAAGAAUGUCGCAGCAAACAGGAAGCACACAAACGGAUGAAAGUUAAAAAACUGCCCAUGAUUCUAGCUCUACACCUGAAAAGAUUUAAGUAUAUGGAUCAACUUCAUCGAUAUACAAAACUUUCUUACCGGGUAGUUUUUCCUUUAGAACUUCGUCUAUUUAACACUUCAGGCGAUGCAACCAAUCCUGACAGAAUGUACGACCUUGUUGCCGUUGUGGUUCACUGUGGAAGUGGUCCCAAUCGAGGCCAUUAUAUUGCAAUAGUUAAGAGUCAUGAUUUUUGGUUGUUGUUUGACGACGACAUUGUAGAAAAAAUAGAUGCACAAGCUAUUGAAGAAUUCUACGGGUUGACAUCAGAUAUCUCAAAGAACUCUGAGUCUGGUUACAUCCUUUUCUAUCAGUCUCGAGACUGAGGGGGAACCGUGAUGAAGAGAUACUUUCUGCCUCAUUUCUUCUCUGGUUAUUUUGGAAAGGAUCAAGCACCGAUUUUUUAAGAAAAGAGAAAUGCAGGAAGCUCAGGGGGCAGUAGCACACUUUGCACACAAUAAAGCAAAGACGAUGGAUUAACAGGCUCUUCCUAUCAUGGUAGUUGAUUUCUUUGCUCAGGUAUCAUGCUGUCUGCGCAGUUCCAUACAACAAGGAAGUGAAAUCAGAGAUACCAGCUCCUCUUGUAAAACAGCCUUCCGGUAAUUGACGUGCAUUUUCUCUUUGUUAAUUGCACCAAAAAUGAUUUGAACUCCUUGGGGGUGCAGUUGAAAGAAUAGGAAUCUGUGCUAGGUUGUAUUGGUAAUUUAGGUAGAUGAUAUUGAGCACACUGCAUGAAUUUGCCUGUGUUGAAUAUGUAUGGAAAGAAUGAAUAUUCGGUGGUCUUUUCAGGCGUAAACCAGAAAUACUUUUGGGCCCAACACUUGCAAUUGCCUUCCUGAUGUAAAAAACUAACAGAUACUAGAACCCAGUGUCAGGAGGACAAAUAUGUUUUGCUUCUCUGAAGAAGCUUAUAAUAAUAUACAGUAUAUGUAUAUGUAGGGAACAAUUGGUCAAAAGUGGCUUUUUGUUUCCCCAAGGGGAAAGACUGGCUUUGUAAUUAUAAUUUUUUUCCUUAUUUAUUUUACUGAAAACUGGUAGAGUCUAAGUAUUGUAUGAAGUGCCCAUGAUUCUGUCAGUAAAUUUGAGCAUAUUUUUAUUAGCUUUUGUCCGUUUAACUAGUCCUUUUGUUUGUUUCUAUUUUUAAGGUGAAUUUUAAACUCUUUUAAAUUGUAAGAUACCUUAAGAAAAAUUGCAGUGAGAGGAGGUAAAUAUUCUUUUUCAGGAGGAACUGAUAUCUCUGGCUAAAUAUUUGUCCUUUUGUUAUAGUUUAUAAGUCAGUUGUUUUAUUCAGCUUUAAUUUCAGUAAAAUAAAAAACUAU